AUAGUAGGAGUCGCGCGCGUAUCGACGGCGGCGGUUCGGGCACGCGACAUUCGCCGACUCCGCGGCACAGUCGGCAUCUCAUCGGCCUGUAGAGACAUUACAACAAUCAUUUUUUAAUAUAUAAUAAUAAUAAUAGAAAAAAACGACGACAUUAAUCGUCGCCGGAGUGCGUUUAAAAGUGAUAAAAUAUUACAUUAUACUAUUAUUAAGACAACAUAAUCACUAAAACAACUAUUGUGCGCGUGUCGAUCUUCCGGCGCCGGAAUAACUCCAAAGUAACCGGAGAAAAUCACCGCAGUCGUCUCUAUAUAAUAUCCGGUCAGGAAUUUUUUUUUUUUAUUUCCAUAUUUUUAUUCAUACAGUUUCCGAACACGACCAGUUUUCGAAUCGCGUGUAAUAAUAUAAUAUCUUCAUGUGCUUUUUUCCCUUAGAAUUUUCCUAAAAAUACAGUUCGUUUUUUCCGCCUGCCUCGUCGCGAUAACCGUUUUUUAACAGUGCUUCUAUCAUAAUACGCAUCCACCGUAUAAUAUAUAACCGCAGCCUCAGCCGUCGCCGAUGAGACCUGGUGGUGCCAAGGUAUCCUCCACAGGUGGGCACCCCGCAGGACUUGAAGGGUCAUGAAAAAUUCCUUCAAGACGUUAUGGAACACCUGGCAAUGGGGAUGUGGCCGAACUGUCAUGUCAGCCGUGGCUGCCCAUGUCAAUUCAAUUUCCGUGGGCAUGUGUCAGGGGUUCUCGGCAGUACUCCUUCCGCAACUCCUCGACUCCAAUAGUUCCAUUUUAGUGAACAACGUGGAAGCGUCUUGGAUAGCAAGUUUGGGAGUUAUAUCGAACCCUCUAGGAGCGUUGAUGUCAGGAGUUUUCAUGCAGACCUUAGGAAGAAAAACAACAGUACAAUUGACGUCUAUACCAUUCUUAAUUGGUUGGACAAUAAUUGGAUUGUCUACCGACAUAACGUUUUUAUGUUUGGGUCGCUUUAUAUCAGGAGUCGCUAUCGGUAUGUCGUCAGCUUGUUACGUUUACGUAGCCGAAGUGAGUUUGGCUCAACACCGAGGGGUUCUAUCGUCGUUCGGGCCGAUUUUUGUGUCGAUCGGCGUUCUUAUCGUCUACUCCUUGGGUUCGAUCAUGCCGUGGCAGGUGGUCAGCAUCCUCUGCGCCCUGACGUCGUUCCUGAGCUUCCUGUCGGUGAAUCUGACGCCCGAGUCACCAUCGUGGCUCGCAUCCAAAGGCCGAGUGGCGGACGCCGGGAAGUCGUUGAUGUGGCUGCGCAGGAAACCCUCGCUGGCCGACAAGGAACUGGCUGAGAUCCUGAACAACCUGGGCGACGGCAAUGGGUCCACAGCGCCAACGAUCCGAGACUUCGCGGCGCCUGCUGUCUGGAAACCGUUCUUGAUACUGGUGUGCUUCUUCGUGCUGCAAGAGGCCAGUGGCAUAUACAUAAUACUGUACUACGCGGUCAACUUUUUCCAAGUGGCCGGCUCAACGGUGGACAGCAACGUGGCGUCGAUCGCGGUCGCGGUGCUCCGGCUGGUCAUGAGCGUCACCGGGUCCGUGUGCAUUCAGCACGUGAACCGCCGAACGAUGGCCAUGGCGUCGGCCGUCCUGAUGGCCGUGUCGAUGGCCGUGUGCGGCGCCUACGAGUCAGCGUACAGUCCGCUGUUGGUCGACGCCAGGCCGUACGGGUGGGUGCCGCUGGCGUGCAUCCUGUUCAACGUCAGCGUCAGCAUGCUGGGCAUGGUGCCGCUGCCGUGGAUGAUGAUCGGCGAGCUGUUCCCGCUCAAAGUCCGCGGCAUAAUGGGCGGCCUGGUCCCGUCGCUUGGCUACUUCUUCAUAUUCGUCACGGUGAAAAUGUCACCAGGCUUGAUGACGGCGCUGGCCACCGAUCAGAUCAUGUGGCUGUUCGCGGCCGCCGCCGCAGUCGCCGCUUGUUUCGUGGCCGCGUUCCUGCCGGAAACACGGGGCAAGACGCUGCUCCAGAUCGAGAAACUGUUCAGCAGCGGAGAACAUGAUGCGACCAAAGGCACUGAAUACCUGGAAAAAAAGUUCAAGCCCAACGAUUCUACCGCGGUGUACACCAUCAGUUCGCUAGUGGACGUGUGCCGCAAAUAACUACUGCGACACUACUGUGAAAAACAGGACAGCCUGUAUUUCGCCUCGUUUGGAACAGCAUGGUCAGUAUAGAAUUCAGCCUCACUAGCCGCGUUCACGUAGGACACAGCGUUAGGCGUUACCCACACACAACGGCACCGGCGUGUCAAAAAAAAAUUAUACCUACGAUUUCGAUUUCAAUAAUUUCACGUCGGCUGUAUGGACUGAAUAUGUUGAUGCAACGCAAAAACCACAGCAAAUGCAAUGCUACGUGCGUUGAUUUGAAACUUCCCUUAAAUGUUUCUGUAACAAAAUAUUACACAGUGGGAGGGGCACUGCAGGACAGGUAACUUACUAUGUGUGAUGCGCGACGUAUUGUGCAGUGUAAACACACACUACCUAUGGGCUAUGACUUAGAGCCCAUUUCGAUUUUUUUUUGAUUUCUUUCGGAAUGUCGUGUUUUCUCGUGUUUUUAUCGGAAAAGAAAUUCGUCCGCACAGUGAGCGUAAAACAUAACAAUGUUGAUCCUAUUUUUUGUACUUUAGUUGGUAUCAGUGGUAUCUAAUUCACACUGGGUAACCACUAACUAGCUACGCACUACCCAAAGUCACGAUUCAAACCGAUAAAAUGAAAAUUGUAUAGACCACGUCUUGUCAAUUAACUAAUCACACACACAGGAGCACAAAAACACACAACACACACACACACACACACACACACACACACAAAGAUAUUGAAACACCUAUUUUAUUAUUUAUUUUUUGUUCAUCGACAUCAAAAUAUUGUAAGAUGACGUAUAAUUAGACAUCGAGUGUAAUUUCUCCUAUUAUCUAUAUAUUUUUAUAUUUUAUGUGGCGUUAAUGGACUUAAUGAAAAUUAGUAAUAUAAAUA
Molecule: messenger RNA, 2978 nt
Organism: Myzus persicae (green peach aphid)
Lineage: Eukaryota; Metazoa; Arthropoda; Insecta; Hemiptera; Aphididae
Product: facilitated trehalose transporter Tret1-like
Exons: 4
Coding region: 618-2108 (496 amino acids)
Biological process (GO): transmembrane transport
Cellular component (GO): membrane
Molecular function (GO): transmembrane transporter activity
Source: RefSeq, a predicted model, not a curated record